Protopterus annectens (West African lungfish) is the source of this 6072-nucleotide messenger RNA. RefSeq names its product intraflagellar transport 172 (gene IFT172). Bases 361 to 5613 code for a protein of 1750 amino acids. Gene Ontology annotation, molecular function: protein binding. The transcript has 48 exons. NCBI's taxonomy places the organism in Eukaryota, Metazoa, Chordata, Ceratodontiformes, Protopteridae. The record is from RefSeq and is a predicted model, not a curated record. Gene Ontology annotation, cellular component: axoneme; ciliary basal body; intraciliary transport particle B. Gene Ontology annotation, biological process: intraciliary transport.
CAUGUAGCAAUCGUUCGUUCGACUGUUAGCCACACUACUUACUAUCUGAAGUAAUGCUAACAUAAACAUAAUUAAGAGGGAUUAGGACCCAAACUCCCACUUCGCUCAUUCAACGAUAUAACGUCACUACAGUCCAUUUAUGGUACGUAACGUGCCUGCGUUUUUGUGUGUAUAGUUACCUGGGGUAACGGUCGCAUGUAGUUACUGAUGCUGUAAUUCACGGCCUACAACACAGCCGGUUCGGCGAAUAGUGUAUUCUAAUGGGACGGCUGAACUCGAACUAACAUAUGAAGCCUAUUAGGGUUAGGGAAGGAAUUUAGUUUGGUCGGAUAGGAUCUACGGGCAUAGCAGGAGCAAAUAAUGCAUCUGAAACACCUCAAAACGUUGCUAAGUCCUCAGACUGGCGCAAGUAAAGUCACUUGUUUGGCAUGGGCACCAAAUAAUACAAAGUUUGCAGUCUGCUGUGUUGACAGAGUGAUCAUUCUUUAUGAUGAGCAAGGAGAAAAGCGGGACAAAUUUUCUACAAAGCCUGCUGAUGCCAAGUAUGGCAAAAAGAGCUACAUGGUUAAAGGAAUGGCUUUCUCACCAGACUCCACCAAGAUUGCAGUUGGACAAACGGACAAUAUAAUUUAUGUGUAUAAGAUCGGUGAGGAAUGGGGAGACAAGAAAGUAAUCUGCAAUAAGUUUGUGCAAACAAGUGCAGUGAUCUGCUUAUUGUGGCCUACCGAACAUGCAAUAGUAUUUGGUCUGGCUGAAGGGAAGGUUCGUUUGGCAAACACAAAAGCAAACAAGUCUUCAACAAUUUAUGGAACAGAUUCCUAUGUAGUCUCUUUAGCAACAAAUGUGUCAUCUAAAGGAAUUCUUUCUGGACAUGCAGACGGUACUAUUGUGCGUUACUUCUUUGAUGAUGAGGGAUCAGGUGACUCCCAGGGCAAACUUGUGACUCAUUCUUGCCCUCCCUAUGCCCUGGCAUGGGCUUCCAGCAGCAUUGUGGCAGCAGGAUGUGACAAGAAGAUUGUUGCAUAUGGUAGAGAAGGUCAUGUGCUCCAGACAUUUGACUAUAGUCGUGAUUCCACAGAGAAAGAGUUUGUAGUAGCAGCCACUAGCCCUAGUGGUCAGUCAGUGGUGAUUGGCAGCUACGACAGGUUGCGAGUAUUUAACUGGAGCCCUCGUAAAGCUGCAUGGGAUGAGGCAAAGCCAAAAGAAAUUCCAAACCUUUAUACCAUCACUGCUCUGUCAUGGAAAAAAGAUGGGUCAAAGAUAUGUGCGGGUACGUUGUGUGGUGGGGUUGAACAGUUUGACUGCUGUUUGAGGAGAAGCAUCUACAAGAACAAAUUUGAAAUGACAUAUGUUGGACCAAGUCAGGUGAUAGUGAAAAACUUGUCAUCUGGGAUGCGAGUGGUGCUGAAGUCUCAUUAUGGUUAUGAGAUCGAUGAAGUUAAAAUAAUGGGAAAGGACAGGUAUCUGGUAGCCCGCACAUCUGAUACCUUACUACUUGGAGAUCUUUACACCAGCAAAUUAAGUGAGGUGGCUUGGCAAGGAUCCGGAGGGAAUGAAAAAUUUUUCUUUGAAAAUGAAAAUGUCUGUAUGAUAUUUAAUGCAGGUGAGCUGACCUUAGUUGAGUAUGGAAACAGUGAUAUCUUGGGAUCUGUUCGUACAGAAUUCAUGAACCCACAUCUCAUUAGUGUUCGCCUGAAUGAGCGGAAGCAAAGAGGAAUUGAGGAUAACAAGAAGCUGUCUUACCUGAUUGAUAUCAAAACUAUAGCAGCAGUGGACCUUGUCAGUGGUGUUAACUUGGGGACCAUCAGCCACGAUACUAAGAUUGAUUGGCUGGAGCUUAAUGAAACUGGACGCAAGCUUCUUUUUAGAGAUAAGAAGCUACGGCUACAUUUGUAUGAUAUUGAAAGAAGUUGUAAGACUACAAUCUUGAGUUACUGCUCUUAUGUUCAGUGGGUACCCAGCAGCGAUGUAGUUGUGGCACAGAACAGAGGUAACCUUUGUGUUUGGUAUAGCAUUGAUGCACCAGAGAAAGUCACCAUGUUCCCACUUAAGGGUGAUAUUGUAGACCUAGUGAGAUCCAGUGGUAAAACAGAAGUGAUAGUAACUGAGGGAGUUAACAGCAUCUCCUACACACUUGAUGAAGGACUUAUUGAAUUUGGAACUGCUAUUGAUGAUGGAGACUUCUUCAGGGCUGUUGCUUUUUUGGAAACACUGGAAUUGUCUGCUGAAAGUGAAGCCAUGUGGAAAACACUAAGCAAACUGUCUCUAGAGGCCAGACAGCUGCAUGUGGCCGAAAGGUGUUUUGCUGCUUUGGGAGAGGUGUCAAAAUACAGAUUCCUUCGUGAAACGAACAAGAUUGCAGAUGUGGUAGCCAAAGAACAUGGGGGAGAUGGCACAGACCAUUACCAGGUAUGUGCCCGACUGGCUAUGUUAGAGAAGAACUACAAGCUGGCUGAAAUGUACUUCUUGGAACAGAAUGCUGUGGAUGAAGCCAUGGAAAUGUACAAAGAAUUGAAUAUGUGGGAUGAAUGUAUUGAAGUUGCUGAAGUCAAGAACCAUCCUGAUCUUGAGAAUCUUAAGCGCACAUAUUACCAGUGGCUUAUGGACACAGGCCAGGAUGAGAAGGCUGGAGAAGUGAAGGAAAGUGAAGGAGAUUAUAUCGGUGCUGUCAAUAUGUACUUGAUGGCAGGUCUUCCAGCAAAAGCAGCUCGAUUGGCAAUGAGCAGGGAAGACCUUAUGAACAACAGUGAUGUCAUCCUUCGUGUUGCUGCUGCUUUGAUAAAGGGAGAAUUUUAUGAAAGGGCUGGAGAUCUUUUUGAAAAAGUUCGGAAUCACCAAAAAGCCUUAGAAUGUUAUCGUAAGGGCAAUGCAUUUAGAAAAGCGGUGGAGCUGUCUCGUGUGGCAUUCCCUUCAGAAGUGGUGAAGUUAGAAGAAACCUGGGGUGAUUACUUGGUACAGCAGAAACAAAUGGAUGCUGCUAUCAACCACUUCAUUGAGGCAGGUUGUACUAUAAAGGCUAUUGAAGCAGCACUGGGUGCCAGACAGUGGAAAAAGGCACUUCAUAUCCUAGAACUACAGGACGACAAAACUACAAGCCAAUACUAUUUUAAAGUUGCCCAGCAUUAUGCAUCUGUUCAGGAAUAUGAGAUUGCAGAGCGACUUUAUCUUAAAGGUGACAGAAUAAAAGAUGCAAUUGAUAUGUACACACAUGCUGGGCACUGGGAGAAAGCUCAUAAGCUGGCAACAAAAUGCAUGAAACAAGAAGAAGUGUCAGUCCUGUACAUAAGUCAAGCUCAAGAAAUGGAAAAACAAGGGAAGUAUAAGGAAGCAGAAAGAUUAUAUGCAACAAUGGAUGAACCUGACUUGGCAAUAACAAUGUAUAAGAAGCAUAAAAUGUAUGAUGAUAUGAUACGUCUAGUAGCAAAGUAUCACAAGGACCUACUUCCUGACACACACAUUCAUCUUGCAAAGGAGCUUGAAGGAGAGAGUCGGUUCCAAGAAGCAGAGUACCAUUAUUUAGAGGCUAAAGAAUGGAAAGCUGCAGUCAACAUGUAUAGGAUGAAUGACAUGUGGGAAGAGGCAUAUCGGGUGGCCAAGGGACAUGGGAGUACGAAUGCUCACAAACAGGUGGCGUAUUUUUGGGCCAAGAGCUUGGGAGGAGAAGCUGCAGUUAAACUUCUGAACAAAUUUGGUCUUUUAGAAACCGCCAUUGACUAUGCUGCUGAUAACUGUUCAUUUGACUUUGCGUUUGAAUUAGCUCGUCUUGCAAUGAAACACAAAAUGGCAGACAUUCAUUUAAAGCAUGCAAUGUUCCUGGAGGAUGAGGGAAAAUUCCAAGAAGCUGAAGGAGAGUUCAUUAAGGCUGGAAAACCUAAGGAGGCUGUUCUGAUGUAUGUGCAUAACCAGGAUUGGGAUGCUGCUCAGCAGGUAGCUGAGGCCCAUGAUUCUGACAGUGUUGCUGAUGUCCUGAUCGGGCAGGCACGUUUUGCUUUUGACCAGAAAGAGUAUCAAAAAGCUGAAACGUAUCUUCUUCGAGCUCAGAAACCAGAACUUGCUGUUAAGUAUUACAAGGAAGCUGCAAUGUGGAGUGAUGCAUUCCGUAUCUGCAAGGAGUAUAUCCCCAUAAAAUUGGAACACCUACAAGAAGAGUAUGAGAAGGAAGCUUCUAAAAAAGGGUCCAGAGGUGUGGAAGGGAUGGUUGAACAAGCCAGAGAAUGGGAACGGUCCGGGGAUUAUGCCAGGGCAGUGGAGUGCUAUCUCAAAGUUAAGGAUGCUACUAAUCCUGGUCUUAUGGAGAAAUGCUGGAUGAAGGCUGCAGAACUGGCAAUCAAAUUUCUAAAGCAAGAUAAGACAUUAGAAGUUAUUCAAACAGUGGGUCCUUGGCUUACCAGCAUAGGGAAAUACAGUGCGGCUGCUGAACUUUAUCUUAACUUGGACCUCAUUAAAGAAGCCAUAGACACAUUUAUUGAGGGAGAAGAAUGGAACAAAGCAAAACGAGUGGCUAAAGAACUGGAACCCAGGUAUGAAGAAUAUGUGGAUCAGCGUUACAAGGAGUAUUUGAAGAAUCAAGGCAAAGUAGAAUCGCUUGUUGGAGUGGAUGUCAUGGCAGCCCUUGACAUGUAUGCUGAAAGGGGUCAGUGGGAGAAGUGCAUUGAUACUGCAGGAAAACAGCAGAACUAUAAGAUCCUUCAUAAGUAUGUUGCACUGUAUGCCACACAUCUUAUCAAGGAAGGGGCUACAGAGAAGGCACUGAGCUUGUACGUACAGCAUGGUGUUCCAGCCAGUUCACAAAAUUUCAACAUCUACAAACGAAUAUUUCUUGAUAUGGUGAAUUUAGCUGGUAUGAACUCUGCUGAAGCAUUCCGUAACUGGGCUGACCUCCGUGAUAUGCUUUUUAAUCUGUGUGAGAAUCUGCUAAAGUCAUCAGAAGUAAACUCGCCAGCCCAUGAGGAGUUUGAACAGAUGCUUCAGAUCGCACACUAUUAUGCAACCCGUUCAGCAUCACAAGGAGCAACUCAACUGGGUACUGUAGCAGCAAAAAUUUCUAUCUCACUAUUGCGACACAUCGAACUUAUCCCAGUAGACAAAGCAUUUUAUGAAGCAGGCAUGGCAGCAAAGGCACAAGGUUGGGAAAACAUGGCAUUUAUUUUCCUGAAUCGAUUUCUGGAUCUCUGUGAUGCAAUUGAUGAGGGUAACUUUGAUGCCUUGGACCAUUCAGAUUUCCAGGAUACUGAUAUUCCAUUUGAAGUUCCCCUGCCUGGAAAACAGCAUGUGACAGAGGAGAAACGUGAAGAAAUCAGGGACUGGGUGCUCACUGUAUCCAUGGACCAGAGAGUGGAGCAGGUACUACCUAGGGAUGAGAGAGACACAUUUGAGGCCUCCCUUAUUGCUGUGAAUACUGGGAUACGUUCUCUUCCAUGUCUUAUUACUGGUUAUCCAGUCCUAAGAAAUAAGAUUGAGUUUAAACAACCUGGAAAAGCAGUCAACAAGGAUGACUGGAACAAAUUUCUUAUGGCAGUCAAGACAACGCACAAUCCAGAAUGUCAGGAUGUUGUCAAAUUCAUUAGUCAGUGGUGCGGUGGAAUUCCAAGUGGCGGCUUUUCAUUUCAGUGAAAUGACACUAAGGAAUUGUCUUGUGCUGUCAUUCCAUUUUGAGUUCAACCAUAGCUCUCUUCAUUACCAUUUUUAUAAAAGAUAACACUAGGAAUAUUAUGUACACACCGUUACAAAACUGGACCACCAAAGAGACGCACACAGAGCAAAUUUUCUAAUUACAGCAUCCUGGCUGCUUUCAUAAGCAUUUCUCCAGCUUCCCAGAUGAGUCACUGAUAUAAAAUCCCUCAUGGUAGAACAAAACAGUUAAUUUUGUAAGAACUUCAAGAUUUUUCUGUGUCAGUGUAUAUAAAAGUUUCUGGUCAGUAAACAAAAUGUACAUUGUCCUAAUGACUUUCUUAGUAUAUAGCUUUUUUCUUUCUGUAAUUUGUUUUGUACUUCACAACGAUAACCAAAAUGUUAAAUAUUUUAUUUUUUUCCUUUUGUAAUUCAUAAAAUAAAGCCAUAAUUUUUGUUGUC